AUGGCUCAGCUCCCAGAAGGGAAUGGCAGGCCCUUCCUCCUUUGGCAAACCGCCCAACUCUUUGACGCGCCGGCCGAAUAUGACUCUGCUCAAGCCUACCCCGCUGAGAUCAUGAAGCCGGCUGGAUAUAUAUUGGAAACACCCCCUACAACUCACGAUAACCCUCUUACCACCGUUUCCAGACCAGUACCGAUUUCCGUGCCUCCUUUCAAGGUCGACCUAAAGCCGCCCCGUUUUGAUGUCCAAUGGCGAUGGUGGGAAGAUGAAGCCAGCUUUAUCCUGCGAGCAUUUGCGGUUGAAUCCAUCAAACGACUUGUGCAGUUCCGUUUGUAUCACGACGACAACCUCCCAAGGUCCAUACUUCGGAGUCGAGACGCGAACACGGUGACUGCAUUUCUCAACUCCUUGCUAUCUCCCAAUGAUGGCACAGUGGUAACGGAGCUUACUCAUUACGAUAGAGUCGAAAAGCUGCUGAGCCUAUGUCGUUCUAAGGAUAACGAAGCCAGGCCUUGGAGUUGGUUUCCCACGUCCACCCCGAACGAGAUCUGCUAUGAAGCCGUUGCGAGAGACAUUAACGACGAGAGCUACUUGCAGUUUAAGGCAGUUCGGUUCGAAGACUGGGCCCACUACUCACUUGGAUACCCCACGCCAUCGGUGGAAUGGUUCCUCAUGCAACAUUCUCAGCUCUCUAGCUACCUCAUGGCCCAUUUCAACGAAUUCCCUGACCAAGCAUAUAAAUACGUCGAGGUGGAAAAGCGUCUCCGCUCGGGCAAUCCUUUUGCUCAUCAGGCGGUUUUAUGCACUCUUAAAGCCAAAAGAAUUUUGGAAUUUGACGAUUCUCCGUUAUCGGCGCACAGACUUAUGAGAUUCCUCACUAUCCCUAUACAAAACUUGUUCACAACACAGCAAAACGGCCUAAUACGGAUGUUAAAGAAACUGGUGGUAUUGGAGGUCCGCUUCAACCAAAUAUACCAUCGAGGAUCAGAUGUGAAAUGGGAUAGCUACUUUGAGGCUGAAUCUCCCUUACUCGACGAGUUCUUCGAGGCAUCUUCUCCUCGCGCUCUGGCAAGGAGUCUUACACACUCGGAUGACCGGGACUUUACCGGCCUAUGUCUACAAAGCUUCGUUACAGAAGACUCCAUAUUCCGCCGAUUGACAGCAAACUGGGAUAAUUUGUGUACAGUUACCGAGGAGUGUUGUCUCGCUUAUCCGGACCUGAUUGACUAUUUUAAAAGCUGUGUUCAGAAAGCGAACCCGCAAAGGUUUUCAUUCAACCUGCUUUUUCCAGCCACGGGCGCUACAUCACAAGACUUUGUAGGAUUCCCGUCAAAUUUCUUUGACCUCCUUGACGCUGCUAAUAACUACGCAUCAUACCGAAAAAUAUUACAAAACAGGCCUGGGUUACCGUUUCUCCGCCCCCAUGCUAUAGAAUAUCAGUCAUACGGAGAGCUGGGGCUUGUGGGCUUAUUCCCCCUUCCUGAUCUAUAG
Blastomyces gilchristii SLH14081 is the source of this 1488-nucleotide messenger RNA. RefSeq lists its product as uncharacterized. The transcript is spliced from 3 exons. The record is from RefSeq and is a predicted model, not a curated record. Bases 1 to 1488 code for a protein of 495 amino acids. NCBI's taxonomy places the organism in Eukaryota, Fungi, Ascomycota, Eurotiomycetes, Onygenales, Ajellomycetaceae.